This is a messenger RNA of Aspergillus tubingensis, 234 nucleotides long. RefSeq lists its product as uncharacterized. Lineage: Eukaryota; Fungi; Ascomycota; Eurotiomycetes; Eurotiales; Aspergillaceae. Bases 1 to 234 code for a protein of 77 amino acids. The record is from RefSeq and is a predicted model, not a curated record. The transcript is spliced from 3 exons.
AUGAGUCGCAAUUGGAUUCCGGCCCUUAUGGCCAUUGGCAUGGGUGUCUGGACUGGAUACUAUACCUUCCAGCCUGCGUUGCGAGAAUUGCAGUCGGAGAAGACGGGUCCUCAGACUCCGCCGGCGCAAGACCAAAAGAUCGCUCCCACUCCCACUCCCAGUUCAGACAAGGAUUCGAACAAGCCGGUGACCCAACCCAGCGAAGCGAAGACCCCCGAGGCUCAAAAAAGCUAG